Messenger RNA from Panthera uncia (snow leopard), 8930 nucleotides. RefSeq names its product teneurin transmembrane protein 2 (gene TENM2). The transcript has 31 exons. Gene Ontology annotation, molecular function: protein homodimerization activity; protein heterodimerization activity; cell adhesion molecule binding. The annotation marks the transcript as partial. Gene Ontology annotation, biological process: neuron development; heterophilic cell-cell adhesion; signal transduction. NCBI's taxonomy places the organism in Eukaryota, Metazoa, Chordata, Mammalia, Carnivora, Felidae. Gene Ontology annotation, cellular component: membrane; neuron projection. The record is from RefSeq and is a predicted model, not a curated record.
CCUUUGACCCCUCUGUCCUCUUUCCCAGGUCGUCCCAUUCCACCUACAUCCUCGUCUAGCCUCCUCCCAUCUGCUCAGCUGCCUAGCUCCCAUAAUCCUCCACCAGUUAGCUGCCAGAUGCCAUUGCUAGACAGCAACACCUCCCAUCAAAUCAUGGACACCAACCCUGAUGAGGAGUUCUCCCCCAAUUCAUACCUGCUCAGAGCAUGCUCAGGGCCCCAGCAAGCCUCCAGCAGUGGUAAGGAAACUGUGGUGUCUGAAUGUGUGGUGUUGUCUUUGGCUUCUCCUACCACCAAGCAUAUGGAUGAAUUAGGAUUCACCCUGUUCAGGACAAGGCUGGAUCUGGACUCGCCCAACCCCUCUCCCUUGCCCCCAGGCUGUUGGCAAAGUCCUCCAAACCACCACAGCCAAUCGACUCUGAGGCCUCCUCUGCCUCCCCCUCACAACCACACUCUGUCCCAUCACCACUCGUCUGCCAACUCCCUCAACAGGAACUCACUGACCAACCGGCGGAGCCAGAUCCACGCCCCAGCUCCUGCACCCAAUGACCUGGCCACCACACCGGAGUCCGUUCAGCUCCAGGACAGCUGGGUGCUAAACAGCAACGUGCCACUGGAGACUAGGCACUUUCUCUUUAAAACCUCCUCGGGAAGCACACCCCUGUUUAGCAGCUCUUCUCCGGGAUACCCUUUGACCUCAGGAACCGUUUACACGCCACCACCCCGCCUGCUGCCCCGGAAUACCUUCUCCAGGAAGGCCUUCAAGCUGAAGAAGCCCUCCAAAUACUGCAGCUGGAAAUGUGCCGCCCUGUCCGCCAUCGCCGCAGCCCUCCUUUUGGCGAUUCUGCUGGCAUAUUUCAUAGCAGUGAACACUUCCUUCAUCAUCAGGCAGCCAGCUUGGUGCCUGCCAGAGAAGGAAUUGGUCCAGGACUUCCCAGACUAUUCUACCCAAGCUUACCUGAUGUUUGUCUCUCCUGCAGCAAUGCAUCUGCUGGGACUCAAUUGGCAACUGCAGCCGGCAGAUGGACACACCUUUAACAAUGGGAUAAGGACCGGCCUACCAGGAAGCGAUGAUGUGGCAACAAUGCCAUCUGGAGGCAAAGGUGAGGUUACAGCUGCUGCUUGCCCUCUUGAGGUCACAGGGAAAUUCAGAGCUCCCGCCAACCGGUUUAGGUUUUCUAAUCCAAAUAUUGGAAGCUGCGUUUGGCUGGAGCCACUGAGAGUUGGCACCCCGCCUUCCCAGACCAAUGUGCAUACCUCUGCUAUCUGGAGCCACUUGAAAGCCUCCCGAGGCCCGAGCAGAAGCAGCAACAACAGCAGCAGCUGGAGAGGCAGCAGCAGCAGCAGGAGAAAGUCCUGCCUAAUCAAGAAAGCCGAGAGCAGCAGGCUACUGUCCUGGUCAUUGAAAAACAGCAGCAUAGACAGUGGUGAAGCAGAAGUUGGUCGACGGGUGACCCAAGAAGUCCCACCAGGCGUGUUUUGGAGAUCACAGAUUCACAUCAGUCAACCCCAGUUCUUAAAGUUCAAUAUCUCCCUUGGGAAGGAUGCUCUCUUCGGUGUUUACAUAAGAAGAGGACUUCCACCAUCCCAUGCCCAGUAUGACUUCAUGGAACGUCUGGAUGGGAAGGAGAAGUGGAGUGUGGUUGAGUCACCCAGGGAACGCCGGAGCAUACAGACCCUCGUUCAAAAUGAAGCCGUGUUUGUACAGUACCUGGAUGUGGGCCUGUGGCACUUGGCCUUCUACAAUGAUGGCAAAGACAAAGAGAUGGUUUCCUUCAACACUGUUGUCUUAGGUAGGUGUGGGGUCUCUGAGAUGGUCCUUGAUGACUUUCAGCCCUCUUCCUCUGCACAAAUGCAGGGGAGUCCCAGCUGGGACAGGAACCACUACAAGUUUCAGAUCUUCGCUGCCUGCCCCGUCCUGUGCAGUGGAAACGGACAAUAUUCCAAAGGGACGUGCCAGUGCUACAGCGGCUGGAAAGGCGCAGAGUGUGAUGUGCCCAUGAAUCAGUGCAUCGAUCCUUCCUGCGGGGGCCAUGGCUCCUGCAUUGAUGGGAACUGUGUGUGCUCCGCUGGCCACAAAGGCGAGCACUGUGAGGAAGGUAAGUGCUGCAGGGCCAGGCUGGGCAGCAGCAGAGGCGGGAGGAUACUACAGGCUCAGACGUUUGCUAAGGAGCCCAAUCCAAGGCUCCGCAUUUUGCAAAGGAAACUUCAGCAUUUUGCGCAGAGAACUUCAAAUGCCUUGGUUGAUUGCUUGGACCCCACCUGUUCCAGCCAUGGGGUCUGUGUAAAUGGAGAAUGCCUUUGCAGCCCUGGCUGGGGUGGUCUAAACUGUGAGCUGGCAAGAGUCCAGUGCCCAGACCAGUGCAGUGGGCAUGGCACUUACGUCCCCGACACAGGUCUCUGCAGCUGUGAUCCCAACUGGAUGGGUCCCGACUGCUCUGUUGGUAAGCCAAGAAGUUUCCUCCUCGCUUUUCCCAAUACUCAUGCCCUAUGGUCUUCCAUGAAAGUGUGCUCAGUAGACUGUGGCACUCACGGCGUCUGCAUCGGGGGAGCCUGCCGCUGUGAAGAGGGCUGGACAGGCGCAGCUUGUGACCAGCGCGUGUGCCACCCCCGCUGCAUUGAGCACGGGACCUGUAAAGAUGGCAAAUGUGAAUGCCGAGAGGGCUGGAAUGGUGAACACUGCACCAUUGAUGGCUGCCCUGAUUUGUGCAACGGCAACGGGAGAUGCACGCUGGGUCAGAACAGCUGGCAGUGUGUCUGCCAGACCGGCUGGAGAGGGCCCGGAUGCAACGUUGCCAUGGAAACCUCCUGUGCUGAUAACAAGGAUAAUGAGGGAGAUGGCCUGGUGGAUUGCCUGGACCCUGACUGCUGCCUGCAGUCCGCCUGUCAGAACAGCCUGCUCUGCCGAGGGUCCCGGGACCCCCUGGACAUCAUUCAGCAGGGCCAGACAGACUCGCCUGCCGUGAAGUCCUUCUAUGACCGCAUCAAGCUCUUGGCAGGCAAAGACAGCACCCACAUCAUUCCUGGAGACAACCCCUUCAAUAGCAGCUUGGUUUCUCUCAUUCGAGGCCAAGUAGUAACUACAGAUGGGACUCCUCUGGUUGGUGUGAAUGUGUCUUUUGUCAAAUACCCAAAAUAUGGCUACACCAUCACCCGCCAAGAUGGCACGUUUGACCUGAUUGCCAAUGGGGGUGCCUCCUUGACCCUGCACUUCGAGCGAGCCCCAUUCAUGAGCCAGGAGCGCACCGUGUGGCUGCCAUGGAAUAGCUUUUACGCCAUGGACACCCUGGUAAUGAAGACUGAGGAGAACUCCAUCCCCAGCUGUGACCUCAGUGGCUUUGUCCGACCAGAUCCAAUCAUCAUCUCCUCCCCGCUGUCCACUUUCUUCAGCGCCGCCCCUGGGCAGAAUCCCAUCGUGCCUGAGACCCAGGUUCUUCAUGAAGAAAUUGAGCUCCCUGGUUCCACUGUGAAGCUUCGCUACUUGAGCUCCAGGACCGCAGGCUAUAAGUCUCUGUUGAAGAUCACCAUGACCCAGUCCACGGUGCCCCUGAAUCUUAUCAAGGUUCAUCUGAUGGUAGCUGUAGAGGGUCACCUCUUCCAGAAGUCAUUCCAGGCCUCUCCCAACCUGGCCUACACCUUCAUCUGGGAUAAGACAGAUGCAUAUGGCCAAAGGGUUUACGGACUCUCUGAUGCUGUUGUAUCUGUUGGGUUUGAAUACGAGACCUGCCCCAGUCUAAUACUGUGGGAGAAAAGGACAGCCCUCCUUCAAGGAUUCGAGCUAGACCCUUCCAACCUCGGUGGCUGGUCCCUGGACAAACAUCACAUUCUCAAUGUUAAAAGUGGAAUCCUACACAAGGGCACUGGGGAGAACCAGUUCCUGACCCAGCAGCCUGCCAUCAUCACCAGCAUUAUGGGCAAUGGCCGCCGACGAAGCAUUUCCUGUCCUAGUUGCAAUGGCCUUGCCGAAGGCAACAAGCUACUGGCCCCAGUAGCUCUUGCCGUUGGAAUUGAUGGGAGCCUCUUCGUUGGAGACUUCAAUUACAUCCGGCGCAUUUUUCCUUCUCGAAAUGUGACCAGCAUUUUGGAGUUACGAAAUAAAGAGUUUAAACAUAGCAACAACCCAGCACACAAGUACUAUUUGGCAGUAGACCCUGUGUCCGGCUCUCUCUACGUGUCUGACACCAACAGUCGGCGAAUCUACCGAGUCAAGUCUCUGAGUGGAGCUAAAGACCUGGCUGGGAAUUCAGAAGUGGUGGCAGGGACUGGAGAGCAGUGCUUGCCCUUUGAUGAAGCCCGCUGUGGAGAUGGGGGGAAGGCUGUGGAUGCAACCCUGAUGAGCCCUCGAGGUAUUGCAGUGGACAAGAACGGACUCAUGUACUUUGUUGAUGCCACCAUGAUCCGGAAGGUUGACCAGAAUGGAAUCAUCUCCACUUUGCUGGGCUCCAAUGACCUCACUGCUGUCCGGCCACUGAGCUGUGACUCCAGCAUGGAUGUGGCCCAGGUUCGCCUGGAGUGGCCAACAGACCUUGCUGUCAACCCCAUGGACAACUCCUUGUAUGUUCUUGAGAACAACGUCAUCCUUCGAAUCACUGAGAAUCACCAAGUCAGCAUCAUUGCAGGACGCCCCAUGCAUUGCCAGGUUCCUGGAAUUGACUACUCACUCAGCAAACUAGCCAUUCACUCCGCUCUGGAAUCAGCCAGUGCCAUUGCUAUUUCUCACACUGGGGUCCUCUAUAUCACUGAGACAGAUGAGAAGAAGAUUAAUCGUCUACGCCAGGUAACAACAAAUGGGGAGAUCUGCCUCUUAGCUGGGGCAGCCUCAGACUGUGACUGCAAAAAUGAUGUCAAUUGCAACUGCUACUCAGGAGACGAUGCCUAUGCGACUGAUGCCAUCUUGAAUUCCCCAUCAUCCUUAGCUGUAGCUCCAGAUGGUACCAUCUACAUCGCAGAUCUUGGAAAUAUUCGGAUUAGGGCGGUCAGCAAAAACAAGCCUGUUCUUAAUGCUUUCAACCAGUAUGAGGCUGCAUCCCCCGGAGAACAGGAGUUGUAUGUUUUCAACGCUGAUGGCAUCCACCAGUACACCGUGAGCCUGGUGACAGGGGAGUACUUGUACAAUUUCACAUAUAGUGCUGACAAUGAUGUCACCGAAUUGAUUGACAAUAAUGGGAAUUCCCUAAAGAUCCGUCGGGACAGUAGUGGCAUGCCCCGCCACCUGCUCAUGCCUGACAACCAGAUCAUCACCCUCACCGUGGGCACCAAUGGAGGUCUCAAAGUCGUGUCCACACAGAAUCUGGAGCUUGGCCUCAUGACCUACGAUGGGAACACUGGCCUCCUAGCCACCAAGAGUGAUGAAACAGGAUGGACAACUUUCUAUGACUAUGACCACGAAGGCCGCCUGACCAAUGUGACACGCCCCACGGGGGUGGUGACCAGUCUGCACCGGGAAAUGGAGAAAUCCAUCACCAUUGACAUUGAGAACUCCAACCGUGAUGAUGAUGUCACUGUCAUUACCAAUCUGUCUUCAGUGGAGGCCUCCUACACGGUGGUACAAGAUCAAGUGCGGAACAGCUACCAGCUCUGUAAUAACGGUACCCUGAGGGUGAUGUAUGCCAAUGGAAUGGGUGUCAGCUUCCACAGUGAGCCCCAUGUCCUAGCAGGUACCAUCACCCCCACCAUUGGGCGCUGCAACAUCUCCCUGCCCAUGGAGAAUGGCCUAAAUUCCAUUGAGUGGCGCCUAAGAAAGGAACAGAUUAAAGGCAAAGUCACCAUCUUUGGCAGGAAGCUCCGGGUCCAUGGAAGAAAUCUCUUGUCCAUUGAUUAUGACCGGAAUAUUCGGACAGAAAAGAUCUAUGAUGAUCACCGGAAGUUCACUCUGAGGAUCAUUUAUGACCAAGUGGGGCGCCCAUUCCUCUGGCUCCCCAGUAGUGGGUUGGCAGCAGUCAAUGUCUCAUACUUCUUCAAUGGGCGCUUGGCUGGCCUUCAGCGUGGAGCCAUGAGUGAAAGGACAGACAUUGACAAGCAGGGACGAAUUGUGUCCCGCAUGUUUGCUGAUGGGAAAGUGUGGAGCUACUCCUACCUUGACAAGUCUAUGGUCCUCCUGCUUCAGAGUCAGCGUCAGUACAUAUUUGAGUAUGAUUCCUCCGACCGUCUCCACGCCGUCACCAUGCCCAGUGUCGCCCGGCACAGCAUGUCCACCCAUACCUCCAUUGGCUACAUCCGCAACAUUUAUAAUCCCCCUGAAAGCAAUGCUUCAGUCAUUUUUGACUACAGUGAUGAUGGCCGCAUCCUCAAGAUGUCCUUUUUGGGCACUGGGCGUCAGGUAUUCUACAAGUAUGGGAAACUCUCCAAGCUAUCAGAGAUUGUCUAUGACAGUACUGCCGUCACUUUUGGGUAUGAUGAGACCACUGGUGUUUUAAAAAUGGUCAGUCUCCAGAGUGGAGGUUUCUCCUGCACAAUCAGGUACCGGAAGAUUGGCCCACUUGUGGACAAGCAGAUCUACAGGUUCUCUGAGGAAGGUAUGGUCAAUGCCAGGUUUGACUACACCUAUCAUGACAACAGCUUCCGGAUUGCAAGCAUCAAGCCCGUCAUAAGUGAGACUCCCCUUCCUGUUGACCUCUACCGCUACGAUGAAAUUUCUGGCAAGGUGGAGCAUUUUGGCAAGUUUGGAGUCAUCUAUUAUGACAUCAACCAGAUCAUCACCACUGCUGUAAUGACCCUCAGCAAACACUUUGACACCCACGGGCGGAUCAAGGAAGUCCAGUAUGAGAUGUUUCGGUCCCUUAUGUACUGGAUGACGGUGCAGUAUGACAGUAUGGGAAGGGUGAUAAAGAGGGAGCUAAAACUGGGGCCCUAUGCUAACACCACAAAGUAUACCUAUGACUAUGAUGGAGAUGGGCAGCUCCAGAGUGUGGCUGUCAAUGACCGCCCAACCUGGCGCUAUAGCUAUGACCUCAAUGGGAACCUCCAUUUGCUGAACCCGGGAAAUAGUGUGCGCCUUAUGCCCCUGCGCUAUGAUCUCCGGGAUAGGAUAACCAGACUCGGUGAUGUGCAAUACAAAAUUGAUGAUGAUGGCUAUCUGUGCCAGAGAGGGGCUGACAUCUUUGAGUAUAACUCCAAGGGCCUCCUAACAAGAGCCUACAACAAGGCCAGUGGGUGGAGUGUCCAGUACCGCUACGAUGGUGUGGGGCGGCGGGCUUCCUACAAGACCAACCUGGGCCACCACCUGCAGUAUUUCUACUCUGACCUUCACAACCCAACCCGCAUCACCCAUGUCUAUAAUCACUCCAACUCAGAGAUAACCUCACUCUACUAUGACCUCCAAGGUCACCUCUUUGCCAUGGAGAGCAGCAGUGGGGAGGAGUACUACGUUGCCUCAGAUAACACAGGCACUCCUCUGGCUGUGUUCAGCAUCAAUGGUCUCAUGAUCAAACAACUGCAGUAUACGGCCUAUGGGGAGAUUUAUUAUGACUCUAACCCUGACUUCCAGAUGGUCAUUGGCUUCCAUGGUGGACUCUAUGAUCCCCUGACCAAGCUGGUCCACUUCACUCAGCGUGAUUAUGAUGUGCUGGCAGGACGAUGGACCUCUCCAGACUAUACCAUGUGGAAAAACGUGGGCAAGGAGCCAGCCCCCUUUAAUUUGUAUAUGUUCAAGAGCAACAAUCCUCUCAGCAAUGAGCUGGAUUUGAAGAACUACGUGACAGAUGUGAAAAGCUGGCUUGUGAUGUUUGGAUUUCAGCUUAGCAACAUAAUUCCUGGCUUCCCAAGAGCCAAAAUGUAUUUCGUGCCUCCUCCCUAUGAAUUGUCAGAGAGUCAAGCCAGUGAGAAUGGACAGCUCAUUACAGGUGUCCAGCAGACAACUGAGAGGCAUAAUCAGGCCUUCAUGGCUCUGGAAGGGCAAGUUAUCUCAAAAAAGCUCCAUGCCAACAUCCGAGAGAAAGCAGGCCACUGGUUUGCCACCACCACACCCAUCAUCGGCAAAGGCGUCAUGUUUGCCAUCAAAGAAGGACAAGUGACUACCGGAGUGUCCAGCAUUGCCAGCGAGGACAGCCGCAAGGUGGCUUCCGUGCUGAACAAUGCCUAUUACCUGGACAAGAUGCACUACAGCAUUGAAGGCAAGGACACCCACUACUUUGUGAAGAUUGGCUCGGCCGACGGUGAUCUGGUCACACUGGGCACCACCAUCGGCCGCAAGGUGCUAGAGAGCGGGGUGAACGUGACCGUGUCGCAGCCCACACUGCUGGUCAACGGCAGGACUCGAAGGUUCACCAACAUUGAAUUCCAGUACUCCACGCUGCUGCUCAGUAUCCGCUACGGCCUCACCCCCGACACCCUGGACGAAGAGAAGGCCCGCGUCCUGGACCAGGCGAGACAGAGGGCCCUGGGCACUGCCUGGGCCAAGGAGCAGCAGAAAGCCAGGGAUGGGCGAGAGGGGAGCCGCCUGUGGACUGAGGGCGAGAAGCAGCAGCUCCUGAGCACGGGACGUGUGCAAGGUUAUGAGGGGUAUUACGUGCUUCCUGUAGAGCAAUACCCAGAGCUUGCAGACAGUAGCAGCAACAUCCAGUUUUUAAGACAGAAUGAGAUGGGAAAGAGGUAACAAAAUAAUCUGCUGCCAUUCCCUGUCUGGAUGGCUUGGCGGGAGUAACUGUUAUCUCCUCUCCUAAGGAGAUGAAGACCUAACAGGGGCACUAAGGCCGGGCUGCUUUAGGAUACCAAGUGGCAAGGAAGCUCACAUUUUUUGAGUUCAAAUGCUACUAUCCAAGCAAGAAGUCCCACAUCCUGAAGUAGACUAAAGCCUGGCUGAAAAUUCUGAGGAAAACAAAACAAACGAAUGAAUGAACAAACACACAAAAUGUUUCAAGUUCCCCUAAAAUAUGACCCACUUGUUCUGGGUCUACACAGGAAAAAAUAAAAAAAAAAAAAAAAAAAAAAAAA